Pseudogymnoascus verrucosus is the source of this 1905-nucleotide messenger RNA. RefSeq lists its product as uncharacterized. Lineage: Eukaryota; Fungi; Ascomycota; Leotiomycetes; Thelebolales; Thelebolaceae. The record is from RefSeq and is a predicted model, not a curated record. The coding region runs from base 211 to 1569 and encodes 452 amino acids. The transcript has 3 exons.
UCGCCCGCCCGCCUCCCCAAUAAUCCGUCGCUUCAGGCAUUAUCUCAUCUCAAAAUCAAUUGACGCCGUCGACCCCGACGUCUAAGAAUAUUAUUUGAAAUCUUUUUGAAUCUAUCGCGAUUUCUAUAACCUCAAUUCGCGACCGUCCUUCACUCCAGAAAUCCAAACUCUUGUCGAACUCUACCCCAGAGUUGACGCGCCACAUCUGACAUGGGCCUGCCAUUAUUCGUAACGCCUGCUGAUAACGGGAUAUCGCCGAGGCCUGGCGACAAGGAAACUUCCAAUGAGCGAACUACCAUUCGGAGACAACGCCCCGCCCGUCGGGGGCGCACUAUCUCCAGCAGCGAGCGCCUGCGAGAGCACUGGGUCCGAAAUGGAGGCAGAUUCUCUUUCCAGGAGCCACCGAGCAUAACUUCGCAAAUGGAAGAAAGCGCUGCCGCUGCUUUAGAAGAAAGAAUCACCAGGACUACCAUGGAGGAGCGCCGCCGGCGCGCGCAAAUGCAGGGCGCACCCGUCGCGAUUCCUUCCCCUUGGGCCGACCGUUCCACGCCCCCUCUACCUUCAUCAACGACAGAGAACCCUGCCCCCCGCGUCAUGCCGCCGAAUCCUUGGGGCUGGAACUCGCAACCCGAUGGACCACUUCUUCCUCCAGCGCCAGAGUCUCCCCCUCUAUUCGCGGCCCGGGCAGCUUGGAGGAGUGCGCCAUCCAGAGGAUUUACCCAGCGAGUAGAUAUCCAACAGCUCUACAAUGAUCGUGCACACGCCCGCCGCGCAAGGAUUGCUAUUGCCGCCCGGAACCACCCUUCGAGAAGCAUAAGGCUGUCUGUUGCUGAGCAAAAUGCAUUUCUAGAAGCACAGAAUGAGUUGCUGAAUUCCCUGACGGAGGAACAAUUGAUGGCUUCGGAUGCUGACCCUUUGGGGACGCCGCCUCCUUGGAUGAACAGCUCAAUCCUAUCCCAGCUAAGAGAUGAACCAAGUGCAAGCGCAAAUGCCUUGCCGCCUUCAGAGAACAACUCUACAGAGAGGCGCCGGUUCCGUCUACCACGCGUCGAUGGCCUUGGCGACCGUGAGCGAAGCUUAAGCCCUGACGGAGACGGAGCAUGGGACACUUUGCUCACAACCAUCAGUCCCGAUCCCCAACCGCCAAGUGCAGGGUCGUCUUUUGCAUCGACGUCCGCCUCUGAAGCCGCCUCGUCGGUACCUACUUCCACGUCUUCCGCUACAUCAAUAGGACCACCGAUAGAAAUCGACUACGGUGCCUCGUUCGAGAACAUUUGCGAGUAUGUUGAAGCUAAUUCGCCAUCAUCGGAUCCAGACGAGGAGGAGCAGGAGAUGUUGGAUUUUUUUGAUGCCCGUGAAGCUGGAGAGCGAUUCUGGCGUGGCUACACAGAUGUUGUGGCAGCGCGAGCUGACCGAGUCGCUAGACACGCGAGUCAAGCUGAUGGGGAGAGUAUGGGAGGCAUGCAACGCAUUGUCCGGCGACUGGCUCGCAGACAGGACAUUCCAGAUGAGUGGUGGGCAGAAGUUGGGCUUAGCCGGACUAUUCCUCACGAGCUGGUCCAGUCAUGAUAAAAGCAGGAAAAGUCUCACUUUUGUUGAAAUAGGGGAAAGGGCGCAUCGCUGAUAUUCUCGCUUCUGGGGUGUCCAGGCCAUGGGCGGCGUUAGAGAGGAGGAAGUUCCAUUAUGGAGGCGAAGAUUUGAUAUCACGGUCAACAACGUAUGUAAUACACAUGUAAAGUAACUUGCUUUAACUGCAGAAAAGCACGAUAUCCACGGCGACCUCUCGUUAUUAUAAUAGCUUAGUUACUUCGCAGACCAGGGGAAGCUGGUACUUGCCUUGGUUGUACGAUAGCCGACAUCUUGCAUCAUUAAUUUUAAGCAGAUAGAAGGUUAUCAUAAAUGGAC